Messenger RNA from Cydia fagiglandana, 1069 nucleotides. RefSeq lists its product as uncharacterized. NCBI's taxonomy places the organism in Eukaryota, Metazoa, Arthropoda, Insecta, Lepidoptera, Tortricidae. The transcript is spliced from 4 exons. The coding region runs from base 179 to 1066 and encodes 295 amino acids. The record is from RefSeq and is a predicted model, not a curated record.
UUCAAAGGGAUGGCUAGCAGACAGGCAUGCGAGCCUAAUUGCCUGCUCGCUCAGGUAACGCUAAUGUGGCACAUGCCGGAAUCGCUGAGAAAACAUAACGGUUCAUUAGUCACAAAGCAGAGCAAAUACUACUUACAUUUAUUUUAUUUUCCGCCGUGCUCCGCGAAAGACGCACAUAAUGCUGCUCGCACUAAUCCUCCUAAAUAUUCUUGCGACUCUCGAAGCACACAGACAGAGGAGGUACCUCGUGUACCCCGACGGCGGCCCGACCCGAGCUCAGUUUAUCAUAGGUUUAGGUAUUCCAGUGGAUCUCAAGGAACAGGCGGUGACAGUUGGAACUGUCAUUAAAUUCCAAUACUAUCUCCCCUCUAAUAGUACCGAGUACACUAGCAGAAUUUAUGGAUUUGCCGAAACAGUGUCUAGAGACAUGGACGGAAAUAGUAAUACUGAAGACAAAGAAGAUUCAGAAUCUAGGAAAAUAGCUGUCCAUGAUAACGAUGAUAAAGAAGGAUCUCAAGAAGAUGAUGUUAACGAUAACGAAGAGGGUAAAGAUUCUCAAGAAGAUUCUUUAGUUGAUAUUACUUUUAAUGAUAGAAGAAGAAGAUCGCUGAUAUACUCUGAAGGUGGUGCAGUACAAGAUAAAAAUGAGUUGACUUUAGACGAAGCUAUUAGUAGACAGGAGCUCAUAGAUCAGAAGGCGAGAGAAGAAGAGGCGGAACCGCAGAGAAUGAACAGAUGGGACUUUUACAAAAUUAUUGAACAUAUGUCAGAAAGAUACGGGUACUCGGGUCGUCCGUGCCUGCUACGCACAAUCUGCGAGGCUGCCGAGAUCCCGUUCACGUACGAACAUGGCCUGUUGGGUGAAAUAGCACACAUUCUGUUCACGCCUUCGACAACGUCAGACGAGCUGUCUCAUCACACGGAUAAUGAGUACCACGCCGCGGAGCGUCUGGGCCGCAGCGCGGACGGCAACUGCGACUCGCUGUUCCCGGAAUGCGAGUCAUCGGUGCUGGAGACUUUUACAGAAAUUGGCGUUGAUACACUGCAUAAAUUCGGACUAUAUUGAUGA